AUGGAAAACAGAGGACUCCCUCUAAGAUCAAUCAUCUCACAUUCUCUAUGGAUAACACUAGUUGGAAUCCUUCUCUUCAGUCUCUCCACCACGAGAAGACACAACUUUGGUUACACGAAAUUCUUUUCGAUAUGCGGAACGUUACUCAUGACCAUACCUUGGAUCAUCCAACUUCUUGUCACCUCUGCUGUCAUAUUACUGCAUAAGAGUAUAGGUUACAACCUUAUGUGGGUUGUUCGGCCACAAAAAUCAUCUAAAGAGAAUCAUCAUCCCACUAAUGUCGUCACUAUCUCUUCUUCUUCUCCAUCAUCUCCUCUUCCGUCCGGCCAGGCUCUCAAGAACGGCGACGCGGGUGAGAUCGUGAUUAGGAUUGUGAUUCCAAGAAGUCCAAACUCAACUCAUUUGGAGAUUGAAGGAAGAAACAACUCCAAACUUCUUGCAAAUGGAUCACCUGUUUCUUAA
Messenger RNA from Brassica rapa (field mustard), 462 nucleotides. RefSeq lists its product as uncharacterized. The record is from RefSeq and is a predicted model, not a curated record. NCBI's taxonomy places the organism in Eukaryota, Viridiplantae, Streptophyta, Magnoliopsida, Brassicales, Brassicaceae.